AUGGAUAGUCCUAAGAAAUCGGGAAUUCAGGAUUUGGAGAAAACGCCUUCGGCAAUGGGCACGCCAAGGCCUUCGUGGUCUGUACGGAAAAGUAACACUGCCAGUCUGUUACCCGAGGUGGAUGCCAACAGCCAGGGCCCCGAAGUUCACGGGAAGAAAUCUGUGUCUCAGCGGUCUAGCGUGGACAACCCUCCAUACGACAAGGGGGCGUUCAGAAUCGAAAUCAACUUUCCUGCAGAGUAUCCAUUCAAACCUCCCAAGAUUACAUUUAAAACGAAAAUCUAUCACCCUAACAUUGAUGAAAAGGGGCAGGUUUGUCUGCCGGUAAUUAGUGCUGAAAACUGGAAACCAGCCACCAAAACUGAUCAAGUAAUCCAGUCCCUCAUAGCACUGGUGAAUGACCCUCAGCCAGAGCACCCCCUUCGAGCCGACUUAGCCGAAGAAUACUCUAAGGACCGUAAAAAAUUCUGUAAGAAUGCUGAAGAGUUUACAAAGAAAUAUGGUGAAAAACGACCAGUGGACUAAAAAAACAAAACAACAACAAAACAAAACACAACAAAACAACAACAAAAAUACACCUGACCGAGUUGAUGUCAGCAAUGUGUGAUAGAAGAGCUGAAGAAGUGCAUUUCAGACACACCCACAAAAAGCAGGACUCUAUGGAAAUUGACAAGUGUCACCUCUCGGUGUUAACUUGUGGCUGUUAAACUAAUAACUUUCUACCGUUUCUUAAUCAAAAGUGGUCUAGGUAAUCUGUAAAGAAAGGAUUAAAAAUUUAAGAUGUUCUA
Thamnophis elegans (Western terrestrial garter snake) is the source of this 788-nucleotide messenger RNA. Its product is annotated as ubiquitin-conjugating enzyme E2 L3-like. The record is from RefSeq and is a predicted model, not a curated record. The transcript is spliced from 3 exons. The coding region runs from base 1 to 525 and encodes 174 amino acids. Gene Ontology annotation, molecular function: ubiquitin conjugating enzyme activity. NCBI's taxonomy places the organism in Eukaryota, Metazoa, Chordata, Lepidosauria, Squamata, Natricidae. Gene Ontology annotation, biological process: ubiquitin-dependent protein catabolic process; protein polyubiquitination. Gene Ontology annotation, cellular component: nucleus.